AUGAGGAAGCGGACUACUCACGGAGUAGACGAAAGCUCGCUUGUGAUUGGUCGAGCAGCAGAUACAGGAUACAUCGAUAGCUCGGUGGCAGGUAUCUAUCGGCCUUCCAGGAGCGUCAUGUUGGUCACGUCUGGCUGGGGCACGCCGGGGCACAUAAAGACUUCCUCCUCAUAUCGGAUUCGCGACGCACUUCACUCGCUUAUUUAA
Nezara viridula (southern green stink bug) is the source of this 207-nucleotide messenger RNA. The record is from the annotation of a GenBank genome assembly. NCBI's taxonomy places the organism in Eukaryota, Metazoa, Arthropoda, Insecta, Hemiptera, Pentatomidae.